Messenger RNA from Hydractinia symbiolongicarpus, 5061 nucleotides. RefSeq lists its product as uncharacterized. The transcript is spliced from 8 exons. Bases 3209 to 4024 code for a protein of 271 amino acids. The record is from RefSeq and is a predicted model, not a curated record. NCBI's taxonomy places the organism in Eukaryota, Metazoa, Cnidaria, Hydrozoa, Anthoathecata, Hydractiniidae.
AUUGUAUUCACGUCUAAAUUUACGGCAUCAGAUGGUACUAUUGUUCUGUCGAACCAAAUUGUAUUUAUUUAUUUCAUCAUUCCGAAAUGUGAAGUCCAGAGCGGUCUUAACUCAUCAGGAAUGGCGUCAUCCCAAUCCAGUUUUCGUUGUGAUAAUGUGUGCAGAUUCAGUUUCAAGGAAGCAGUUAGUGGUGUCAAUUUCCUGUUAAAUCAAAGAUUUCUGCCACUUAACCGACACAGAUUCUCCACGUUAACUUUUCUGGAAUGGCUGCCGCAUAUUCUGGUUUUCUUCCUUGAGAUUUUUUGGUGAAAUUGAGUUGUAUAUCCAACUUGAUUUGAUCAUUUUCAGGGUACCACUUUAUUCCUGCAACAGAUAUACUCUCUCCAUCUUCGCUCAAUUUAUCUGCUGGUUUUUGGUUUGAGAACGUAAAACCUUUUAACAUAAAACCUCCAUGACUAAGUACUGUUGUUAAUUCAUCUGCUCUUUGAUAUGCUUGAUUUUGUGUUUUUUCUCCAGAGAGACAAUCGUCAACAUAGAAUUCGUUAUGAAUCAUUUCACAUAUUUCAGGGUAUUCAAAUUCAGAGAGCUUGGCUGUAUCUCUUAAUCCCUUUUCCACUUGAUUUCCGCUGGACUUGACACCAUAUGUAAGGGUUUUAAUUACUUUUUCAACUGGUAGCUUCGUGAUAUCCAAUUCAGAUUGCCAAAUGUAACGUUGCAGACACCACUCUUGCUCUAUUAACUUGACAGUGUUGUAUAUUUUCUGUACAUCUGUAUGAAAAGCGAUUGGAUGACUAAACCAACAAAUGACAAUUUCCAGCAAUUUAUUCAUGUAAUUGGUACCUUUAGCAAGUAUGUCAUUUAAACUUGUUCCACUGUCAGUGGGUUGCGAUGCGUCAAACACAAGUCGACAUGGUGUUGUAAACAAUUUUCCCCUUACAGCACGCCAGGGAAUGAAGUUUUGGAGUUGGUGUUUUAAUGACUGUUGUUGUGUCGGUGUAAGGUUGUGCACAAACUCCACAAAUCCAAGUGAUUGCAUUUUUUUUUUCUGAAUUGAUCACAUCUUCCUUAUCUUUAACAGAUUUGUUAAGUUUUCUGAGUUGACGGUAGUAAACUUUCAAUGCUUUUUUCUUGUUUGGAGCAAGUUUCACUGCAGGGCUAUGAAUGAAUGGUAGUCUGGCAAUUGUGAGGUUACUUGAUUCAUCUACUGAAACCGAUCAAUCUAUUAAUUCUUGUCCCACUUCUUCCUUUAAGCUUAGAAUUUCAAUUUUCUCCCCAUUUUUGCAUUUCUGACAUGAUCUACAAUCAACACAUCUAAUUUGAUUUCUGAACCAACUUCUUCUACCUGAUCGAAUAUUUUAACAUGGUAAAUCAUAUUCAAACCAAAAUAAAGCCUAUUUUGAAUGUUAUGAACUUUGGACAGAGAAAUAUCCUGGAGUAAUGUAAUAAGUUUUGAUAACCCGUGUUGCAAAGUAUCGGGACUUUUUAUUUUCCACAGCAGACCAAAUUUCUUAACAUCUUCCGAGUUUCUUUUGAAGCAUUGUUUUGGAAUCACGUCAAGAUGAUUUUUUGUAAGUAAGUCUGGUAACAAUUUUGAAGGUGUUGUUUUUGAAUAAAGCUUCUCAAACAUGGAUUGUAAUGAAUAAAUAUUAAGCUUUGAUUUAUAAUCUUUGAAUUUCUCCAAUUUUAUAUUAAGGUUUGAUGAACUAAACAAUUUCUCUUUGGAUAACUCCCUGAUUUGAAUUUCAGUUUUAAGAUUUUCGACAUAUUCCUUCUUUUGAAAAUUUAAUUUUUCAUAAGCUUCUAUUAUCGUUUGCAAAAUACUUUCCUUAUCUGGAUAUUCAGGCGGGACAGUGUCCAACAAAUACUGGAUUUUCUUUGCUUGACAAAGUUUAAGUUGUAAAUUUGAUUCCUUUUUAACUAUUUCAUUGUUUAAUGUGUCUUUGUUGACUUGAAAAUCUUUUGAAAGUUCAUUUAUUAUGCGAAAAAUUUCAUUGAUGACAAAAGCAGUAGUUUAAAUUUUUUGUUUCGUAAUUUCAAAAUGAUGUUUUUCGUUUGAAAUGUCUUUAUUGGUACAAUCCGCUUUCUCUUUUUCUCUAAUUGAUUUUCUCAGAUCUUUGGCAGACUUGAUAUAAGUUUUGAUGUUAGCAAAAGACAUUUCAACGUUUUUGGCAAAUUCUGUUUCGAAUUUAGUUUCACCAAUAUUUAAUUUGAUUUGAAUAGAAAGCGAACGCAAAUUUGACCUUUUAAUCUUGAUUUUUUCAACACAAACAUCAAUAUCUCAAAUAACAGCGGCAAAUGAGUCGAUUUCAUUCUCAUCAACAAAAUCGUUUAUGUUGGCAAGUAAAGCAUUGAUUUCAACAAUUUUAUCAUUUGCCAUAUCUAAAUCAUCAACACUGAUGUUUUGGAGUAAAUUUGAAAGUUCCUUUAUUGAUCUGUCACACCUUGAUGCGAUUUCCUUUUGGGUUUUUUUGCCCAUAUUGUGCAAAAGUUUAUAAUCAAUUCUGGAUUGGACUUCUUUUACUCAUGAAUUUUUAAAGUAAGGUUCGACGUUUUGUAGGUUUGGGUUAAUAGUUGUUUGAAUGUUAAGUUUUCGCGGGAUCACAAAAAACCCUGAUAGAAUUGUUUGGAACUUUUGUUAAACAAGGUUCAAACUAGGAAAAUACACAGAAAAUAUAAAAAUACGAAAAAAACACAACACUUAAAUUUGAAAUGAAUAAUAAAUAAAUAAAUAACAAAUGUAUACCAACUAUUCUUAACAGGGCUUGGAAGGAUGAACAUUGUGAGUGUUUAACUUUCUUGAACUUCUUUAACAGACGCAAAUUUAUUUUAAAUUUGAUAAAAUAAAACUUCGUAAAUUUUGCGUUUGAAAUUUGAUUUGAACUUGUUACUUUGUCUUUUGAGCAGGAAUGAAAAAAAAAACGUGAAAAAAAACUACAUAUAAAUUCUAUCAAUAAAAAUAGCAAACUUGAGACACAAAUAUAAAACACAAGUUAAUUACGCAAUACACCAUAAAAGAACAAUAAAACAUGCACGUAACAAACAUAUUGAACACGAAACGAACGUAUAGUAUCAUAUAACACGAAAUCAACACAAAUCCAGUGUUAACUGUACAUAUAUAGCCUUUUGUUUCAAGUAAAUACUACAUAAAACUAGAGUAAAACUUAUAUUUUUUUGUAGAUAUUUUGUAAUAAAUAAUUUUAAAAAUAUCAUGACUUAUUAUCAAGUUCCAUCGUAUGCACAAGGGUUUGUGCAAAGCACAGCAUUAUACCCAAGACCUGUUGUUUAUCCUGCUGGUACUGUAAUUGCUCCUCCUGCACCCACUGUUCUGGCAGCUGGUACUACGAUCAUCCCAUCAGGAGGACGAAUAAUCACUCCUGCACCUGUUGUGCAGACUAUUCAAACAGUUCCGGGAAAUACAGUUUUUGUUCAAAAUCCAGCACCAGCUGUUGUCGUGCAUUACCAGAAUGGCUCUACAGCAUCUAAUUUAGCUCGAUCAGUUGGAGGAGCAGUUGCUUCUGCUAUGCAAAGUGAUGUUGUUCAAGAAGCUGCAAAAGGAUUUGUUAAUGAAAUGGAUAGACAUGCUAAAAGCCCUUUACUUGAUUGUUUUAUGAGGGGAAGUGGCAUACAGUUACGUUCUAAAGCUGGAGGGAAAAUGCUGCGAGUUUUGGCAGAUGGAAGUGUUGAUUGUAAGGGUGACAUUGGAAAUGACUAUAAUGCACACUUUUUGGUACUUGAAAGGUAUGAGAAUAAAGUUGUUCUCCGUAAUGGUGAAAAUAAUGCAUAUCAUUUGAAAAUAACAGAUGGUCUACCUUCCACAAGUAUGACACCAGCAUAUCUAGUGUUGCAUGAGACUUUGGAUCACUAUGUGACGUUGAGGGAUCAACUUUCAGGCCAGUGUUUUGGUGUUGAUGCUAAUAAUAACAUACUGCCAUCACAAUUUGUCAGUGCAUUAGGUGAUGAAGCGAAAUUUGAAGUCAAUCUUGCUUAUAGUCCAUAUGGCCACACAUACGAACCAAGACAUUAGUUGGCGUACGAAAAAGAAAAGGCAAAAGGGAGUACUGAGAGAAUGUUUCUUUUGAAAUUAUUAUUACAUGUUUAAUGAUCUUUGAGUCAACAAUUCUUAGUUGUUAUUGUACAUAAAUUUAAAAAUUGCACUCAUAGUUUUACGUGACAUAAAUCAGUAAGUUGGUUUGAUAAGAAUUGAUAUUGGAGCGUUAGGGUUGAUAUAGAUUUUAUUUUAAAUGAGCACUGAAAUGCUGUACAACAACAAAACUAUAUAACCGCCUCAUAAAUGGAAUUUGUUGGUUGUUAUUUUUUGUUAUUUUUUUGUAUUUCUUUACGUAAUCAUUUUUCUUUUUUUUUUUUUUUUUUUUUUUUACAUUUUUACAUCACACUUUCUUGUGUUGUACAUUAUUAAUGUGUUAUACACCUGUGAUUAAUGUUGUACGUUCCCUUUUAAUAUUAUUUCUCUAUUCCUGAUGUCUUGUGCUAUUUUUUUUUUUUUUUUACUCUCCAUAUAUCUGUUUAUGCUACGAAAGAAGUCACAUUUUUCAUAUUGGUGAGCACAUUUUUAGCACAUCUUUCAAAUUUAUUUCAAUAAUUUAAUAUAAUUAGUCUUCAAAUAAUUGUAAUAAUUAGUAUAUAAUUGUAAUUUUCUUUUUGUAUAUAUUAUUUUAGUUUUGCUAUUUGUUUCAUAUAAAUUUUGAAGAAGAAAGAAAGGGAGAAAAAAUCAAAUAGAAGAAUGCACAUUAUUUUAACAUGUUUAUAGUUUUUCUUUUAAUAUUUUUAUCUUAUUGGCUGCUUGUGUGAAAUCAAAACAAUUUAUCACGAUAUAACCAGAAAUAGUGUUAACCUGGUUAAUGGCAAUUUCCUGCUUCUUUUUAGGGUAGGCGUUUAUUGGGCAUUUAUUUAGGAAAACUAAAAAUAGUUGUGUUAAUAUAAAAAGGGUGUAAUUUCAAUUUAUUUUUUAGUUUUUUAGCAUGGGUUCUAUUUUUGGCAGUUAAAGCUGUGUUUUAUUUUAAAAGCGUUAUGUCUUAAAGAGGUGACGUCGACUAUCUAUAU